Molecule: messenger RNA, 2145 nt
Organism: Verticillium dahliae VdLs.17
Lineage: Eukaryota; Fungi; Ascomycota; Sordariomycetes; Glomerellales; Plectosphaerellaceae
Product: Nulp1-pending protein
Exons: 1
Coding region: 1-2145 (714 amino acids)
Biological process (GO): rescue of stalled cytosolic ribosome; ribosome-associated ubiquitin-dependent protein catabolic process
Cellular component (GO): RQC complex
Source: RefSeq, a predicted model, not a curated record
AUGUCGAGCCGCCAGCUGCGCAAAAUCCAGCAGCAGCGCGAGCUGCAGAAGCUGGAGGAGGGCAAGUCGGAGGCCAGCGACGGCGAAGACGACGAGCCAGUGGCACCCGCGCCAAAGCCGCGCGUCAGCCUCUUCGCUGCCCUGGGCGGUGAUGACGAUGACAACGACGACGACGAUGAUGACGAUGACGAAGACGGCAAGAAGCAGCACGACAAGUCAGACGACGACAACGACAGCAGGACGCCCGCCGCGAAACAAGACGCCGAGCCCGAGGCCGUGCCCCAGCCUGUGAAGAAGAGCAAAAAGAGCAAGAAGAAGAAGAAGAAGGGCAAGAAGAAGGAGGAGGAGGAGGUCCCCGUCGAGGAGAACGAUGACGACGUGGACGAGAUUGACCGCGCGCUGCAGGAGCUCAGCGCCGCCGCGGCCCAGGGCGGCGCUGGUGCAGGGGACCUCGCCGGCACGAGCCGCGACGUCGACGCGCUGCUGCAGAUCAACGAGCACCACCUCAAGGCCAUUCAUGAGAUGCGCACCCUGUUCGGCAAGGAGGCCAUCGAGUCGGCGCGGCAGGAGGAGCAGGCCGAGCAGGAGGCCGAGCUGCGGCGGCAGCGGGCCCAGGGACGGGUGCACAUCGGCCUCGAGCAGGCCCUGCGCGGCGACCCGCGGAGGAAGCUGCCGGAGAUCUCGCUGCGCAGGAACGUGUUCAUCCAGGGCAAGGACAAUUGGCCCAUGGGGUCGGCGGGCGGGCUGACGAUGAAGCCGGUCCGCGAGGGCGCCGACGGGCUGACGACCGAGUUUGCGUUCCACCACGACGCGACGUACGACAGGAGCCAGAUUAUCUUCUUCCAGGUCGUCGGCAUGGGCGACCCCAUGAUGAUGGUGUCGCUGCUGCAGGAGACGCCGUACCACAUCACGACGCUGCUGCAGGUCAGCAAGGUGGCGACGCAGGACCAGAACGCGUCGCUGGCGGCCGAGCUCAUCGAGCGCGCCCUCUUCACCUUUGGCCGCGUCACGACGUCGGCGUUCCGGCAGAAGCUCGCGCAGGGCCGCGCGCGCCUCGACUUUAAGAGGCCGGAGAACCGCGAGUUCUGGCUCGCCGGCUACCACUACAUCAAGAGCCUCAUGCGCAAGGGCACCUUCCGCACCGCCUUUGAGUGGGCCAAGCUCCUCUACAGCCUCAACCCGAACGACCCGUACGCCAUGAAGAAUUUUCUGCACCCGCUCGCCAUCCGCGCGCGGCAGGCGCAGUGGCUCGUCGACUUUUGCGGCCGCAUGACGACGACGACGAUGACGACGACGCACGCCACGGGCCCCGCUGACGAGCACCUCAUGGCGCAGACGGCGGUGCUCGCGCACCUCCAGCUCGGCGACGACCGCACGGCGCUCAAGCUGGCCGUCGACGGCAUGGAGCGCGUGCCGUGGCUCUACAGCGCGCUCUUCCAGGCGCUCAACCUCGACGUGCCGCCGCCGCUGUGGGGCGUCAGCCCGCAGGGCCACGCCAAGUACUGGACCGACAUUUACCUGCACAUGGCCAAGGUCCUGUGGAACAACGGCCAGGCGACGGCGCUGCUGCAGGCGGCCGUCAAGCGGGCGGGCAGGGACGAGGCGAAGCAGCUGCAGUCGGCCGACGUCGGGCCCUCGGACCUGCGGACGGCGCGGUUCGCCUUCCUCGAGGGCGACACCAAGAUCAUGGCCGGCGUGCCGCGCCACCUACUCGGCCAGCAGCCCAACUACGAAUUCGACCCGCUGCCGCCGCCCCUCGCCGACAACAUCUUUUCGAGCGAGGGCGUGCAGCUGCCGUGGCGGGAGAACGACGGCCACGGCGGCAGCGCGGCGCUCGACACGCCGGCGGGCCGGGAGUUUGCCAUGCGGCUGCAGCGGCGCAUGGCGAGGGCGCAGGCGCGCGGCGCGGCGGGCGGGGGCGCGGCCAUGGGGCUCGGCGGUGUGCUGGGCGGCGAGGGCGAGGAGGAGCUCGACCUGGACGCGUUUGGUGCGCAGCAGGUGCAUGGUUUCUCGAAGGCGAGAGUGAGGACGAGGACCAAGACGAGGACGAUGACGCACUUGCGCAGGGCGGCCAAGGCCUCGCAGCCAACUGGCAUCCCGACGAGGAAGAGGGUGCGUUCCGCGGCGGUGUCCCGCUUUCCCUGA